Messenger RNA from Bacillus rossius redtenbacheri, 3713 nucleotides. Its product is annotated as neuronal acetylcholine receptor subunit alpha-7-like. The transcript has 12 exons. The coding region runs from base 183 to 1829 and encodes 548 amino acids. Gene Ontology annotation, cellular component: neuron projection; synapse; plasma membrane. The record is from RefSeq and is a predicted model, not a curated record. Gene Ontology annotation, molecular function: acetylcholine-gated monoatomic cation-selective channel activity; transmembrane signaling receptor activity. NCBI's taxonomy places the organism in Eukaryota, Metazoa, Arthropoda, Insecta, Phasmatodea, Bacillidae. Gene Ontology annotation, biological process: regulation of membrane potential; nervous system process; chemical synaptic transmission.
AGUCUGCUUCCUGGGCUCGCCCCUCCCGAGAGAGGGACGCCCGUCGCCCCCGACGGCGAGUCGCUGCCGCCCGCUGCUGCCUCGUCGUCGCCGACCACCUGCUGGUGGUGCUGCUCCGCGGCGGCCGCUGCCAUGACGGCCAAGUCGGGGGGACCGUGAAGGGCCCGCCGCUCCGCUGAGGAAUGGAUCCCAGGACCGCGCCUGCCUUCGGUCUGCUCGCGUCCACCCUCCUGGUGCUGACGCUGCCCACCGGCACUGAGCAAGGUCCCCACGAGCGCCGGUUGCUCAACGAACUGCUCGACAACUACAACACGCUGGAGAGGCCGGUCGCCAACGAGUCGGAGCCGCUCGAGGUCAAGUUCGGGCUGACCCUGCAGCAGAUAAUCGACGUGGACGAAAAGAAUCAGAUUGUGACGACGAACGCGUGGUUGAACCUGGAGUGGAACGACUACAACCUGCGGUGGAACGAGACCGAGUUCGGGGGCGUGAAGGACCUGCGAAUCACGCCCAACAAGAUCUGGCGCCCGGAUAUCCUCAUGUACAACAGCGCUGAUGAGGGUUUCGACGGGACAUACCACACCAACGUUGUGGUCAGACAUAACGGUAGCUGCUUGUACGUUCCACCGGGCAUCUUCAAGAGCACAUGCAAGAUAGACAUUACGUGGUUCCCCUUUGACGACCAGCACUGUGACAUGAAGUUUGGUAGCUGGACCUAUGAUGGCAACCAGCUCGACCUGGUCCUCAACUCGGAAGAAGGGGGCGACCUCUCCGACUUCAUCACCAAUGGGGAGUGGUACCUCCUAGGCAUGCCGGGCAGGAAGAACACUCUUACGUACUCGUGUUGCCCGGAGCCGUAUGUGGACGUGACCUUCACCAUCCAGAUCAGGCGCCGCACUCUCUACUACUUCUUCAACCUGAUAGUGCCCUGUGUGCUCAUCUCGUCCAUGGCGCUGCUGGGCUUCACGCUGCCUCCCGACUCGGGCGAGAAGCUCACGCUAGGGGUCACCAUACUCCUUUCAUUAACAGUUUUUCUCAACCUUGUGGCCGAAAAGAUGCCCUCUACUUCAGAUGCUGUCCCGUUAAUAGGGGUGACCAUCUUGCUGUCACUGACUGUCUUCCUGAAUCUCGUGGCAGAAACCCUCCCCCAAGUCUCCGACGCGAUCCCUCUGUUAGGUGUCACUAUUCUGCUGUCACUCACAGUUUUCUCUCUCCUGGUGGCGGAAUUGUUGCCUCAGACUUCAGAUGCUGUUCCCUUGAUAGGCACGUACUUCAACUGCAUCAUGUUCAUGGUGGCCUCCUCCGUGGUGCUGACCGUGGUCGUGCUCAACUACCACCACCGGACGGCGGACAUCCACGAGAUGCCCCAGUGGAUCAAGAGCGUGUUCCUCCAGUGGCUGCCGUGGUUCCUGGGCAUGAGCCGGCCCGGCAAGAAGAUCACCCGCAAGACAAUCAUGAUGAGCAACCGCAUGAAGGAGCUGGAGCUGAAGGAGCGCUCCUCCAAGAGCCUGCUGGCCAACGUGCUGGACAUAGACGAUGACUUCCGGCACUGCGCGGGCGCCAACAGCGCCGCCGCCUUCCUGCGCGGCGCCGCGACGACGCUCGACGACUCGGGCUGCUCGUCGGCGCACCGCGAGCUGCAGGCCAUCCUGCGCGAGCUCCAGUUCAUCACGGGGCGCAUGCGCAAGGAGGACGAGGAGGCAGAGCUCAUCAGCGACUGGAAGUUCGCCGCCAUGGUCGUCGACCGGUUCUGCCUCAUCGUCUUCACCAUGUUCACCGUGAUCGCCACGGUGGCCGUGCUGCUGUCCGCACCGCACAUCAUCGUCCAGUAAAGGCAGCCUCUGCUCCGUCGGGCGUCGGAUGCCCUCGCAACACGCCUCGCCAUCGGGCACAGCGGAGAGUGCCAGAGCCUUGGUAGCCACGUGCUGUGCAGACCGCGUGACGCCGUAGGCACGUCCUCACGACACUAGUGUAUCCUUGGCAAGUCCACGUUUCAAGUUGACUAUGUUGAAUCCACCAGCACAGUACCAAACCAUGCGCCUCAGACUCACCACACACUAACUUCACUUCUUUCCUCAACUUGAUUUGCAGAGCAGAGCAGAGCAGAGCAGAGCAUAGCAUAGCCGAGCAGAGCUUGGUACGUCAUAAGUAAUGCAGCCUGAAACAUCACAUAAAACACGGAAUGUUAUGCAUGCAUGUUACGAAACUCACAACUAGUUCUUCGGUUUUAUAUUUUGGACCAAAACACACACAUUCUGUUUCAUUUGUUAACCUCUUCUAAUUUAAUGUUUACCUUGGAUUGAAGGUACCACGGUCGUUCUCAGAAAUAAUACUGCUCAAAUCUGUAAUCAAUAAAGUGGAAACAUUUCCUUGCCGAUGUCUGUUCAUCGUGAGUGCAAGCUGCUGUCUUCGCCGCACACGACCGUGGACAGUUCUAGAGGAGCAAGCGGAGGUGCAGAGGAUAUUCAGGCGCUCUGAAUGAUACCAUCUCUUCUGUCCCCUUGAAGAAGCCUACGUGACCGUGAGCAUGCAGUGUUAUCGGGUGAACGUGCCUCGUGACAUGGCUUGUGAAGAGAGGUCGCGUGAAGCCAUUUUCUGUGAUAUUGUUAUGUAUUCGAAUUGGGCUUCUUGUUGCAUACAGUCGCGGAUAAAUUUUUAUAAUGAACCUUAGCGGAACUUAAGUGAAUUGAAAACUUUUAACUGUAAACUUACAUUCGAGUGAUCUCAGCUUCUUUUGAACUAGUGUUAAUUAUAACAUGUGUAAAGACCAUUUUACAUUGUGUCUUAAUGUGAUGCAAUGAAAUUGUUGUGUUUGGAGAUUUUUGGCAGAAAAUUUUGUGGUUAAUAUGAAAAGUUCGAAUACACAAUUUUUCAACAUCACAACUACCAGUUUUUUUAUAAUUAUCAUCUUACCAUUGCAAUAUCUAUUUAAGUUUUUAUUCAAAGAUACAAUCUUUUUCGAAAACCAAAUAGGUAUGUAUAAUUCGUCUGAAUUAUUUAUGACCGUUUUCUUACCUACAAUAAGAUUUUAAUGUCUUGACGUUAUUCUAAAAUAUUACGGAAAUUAACUUAAUAGAAAACAUGUAUUUAUAAUUUCCUAGUAUUAUCAGGUUAGUCAUAAAAAAAUUUUUAUAAAUUUUAAUUUUGUAAAAUUAUCUGUUGGAUGCUAUCAAAGAUAUAAUGCACCUUGUGUGUGAUUAAUGACUAAACACACUUGGUUUACCAUUAAUUGCUUUAGGUAUACUAACACAAUAAUGAUUUGUAAGUUUUCUGAUAAAGGGCAUUGCACGAAAAUUAUUUUUUACAAUGGCUCAAUUCCAUAUAACAUAAAGCUUCCAACAGUUAUAGCUUCAAUCCUAUUGUUAUAUCAGUGUUUUCAAUUACACUGAAAGCUAAUUGAUCAUUGAAUACAAAUUGUGACUAUAUUUAGUAAGUAUGAGUGGCAAAUUACAAAUGGCAGUUAUGUCUGUUUAGAAUGAAAAUGUAUGAUUGUCACAAUUUUGGUGUUUGGUGAAAUAAUUGUGCAAGAAUUUUGAUAUUUAUGUAAAAAAAAACCAUACAAAAUAUUGUUAUCUCCCUAAAAUGGGUACAGUUACAUGGUUGUAGAACUAGUUCCAAUUAUUUACCAAAAUUGUAAACAAAAUGUGACGAAAUGUUAUUUUGAUGAUCUGGAAAAUAAACAGUACAUCAUUGUCUUGUUCUGUUUGGUCAUAAAA